GAAGGCAUGCUUUCCACCCCGUAAAGUCCGUUGGAAUACGUCCGUGUGUUUAGCAUUUUCGUACGCGACCCUGCCGGGAAAGCGGCUUCCCAUCUGCGGGAAGCGGAAAGAGGACCGGCUUCGAAGACGGCGGAGGCGACUCUUGGGUCGCGUCGUCUCCAAUCUUCCACUCUGACCGACUCCCGACCGAUCUCCGCCGGAGCCCGCACAACGCCGUCGCCGAUGGGGUUCGCCGCCCGGCCGCUCCCCCUGCUCCUGCUGCUCCUGGUCGCCGGCGCGGCCGCCACCGACCAGAUCUUCACCACCUCAGGUGUGCCGUUCGGGAAGAACUCGCGCGAGCCGAGGUACCGCGUGGAGUUCCACCCCGUCGAUUCGCCAUACCACCCGGAGAAUGGCCAGGAGUCUGAACCAAUGACUGACCACGAGGGGAGACAGUACACCUGCUACCUACCAGUGGAAGAAACCAAGACCAUGAAGUCGAUUGUCCCACAGAAUGCAACCAAUGUUAUAAUAGAAAGCGAACGGAAAGUUAAGCCAAAGGAGCCAGAUGAACUGCUGGAGGUUCUCAAAGACCAGUGCUUCUACAGGCAUGAAGGUUGGUGGUCUUAUGAGUUCUGCUAUUAUGGGAAAAUCCGACAGGUUCAUGUAGAGAAUGAGAAGGUUAUCCAAGAGUAUGUUCUAGGUGAAUAUGACCCUGAUGCAACCGAUGCUUACCAUGACAAUCACACCUCCGAAUCUGCUGAUGAGGACCACGUGAAAGAUACUUCUAAGAGGUAUCAUGUCCACGUGUACACAAACGGGACUGUGUGUGAUCUCACAGAUAUACCACGGUACACAGAGGUUAGGUUUGUUUGUUCCGAGCCCACUGUACUGAUCAGUUCGAUAAAGGAGAUAUCUUCCUGCAAGUAUGUUUUAACUGUCCAAAGCCCAAUGCUCUGCAAGAACCCGUUGUUUCAGCAGGAAAAGCGCACCUUCUUCAUCCACUGCAACGAGUCGCUUGCGGAAGCAGAAGCUGAGGCCGCCGAGGACGACGACUCUCUCCCAAAAGAAGCUCAGAUGUCCAUCGUUCCAAACCCCGACGAAUUGCAUAACUACGCAGCUUACGCUACCUGAUUGCCCGCCAAUCACGGUGCCCUCAGCUGAUGAAAGAUGCCGUUAUUUUGGAAGUACAACAGCAAGUUGGCAACAUAGUAUAACUAUCCCCUGGCUUGUUCUGUCUGACGCCAACUAGUGGUUACAGGGUACUCUUUGAGCAGAUAUCCAUUACUGAAACAGCUUGAGAUUACCUUAAGAGGAAGAUUAAGGGCAAAGAGUGUCCUGCUGUACUGUAGUGGUAUAUAAUUUAGUAAAGGGGGUAUUUGAGAUUCA
This is a messenger RNA of Aegilops tauschii subsp. strangulata, 1368 nucleotides long. RefSeq names its product protein OS-9 homolog. Lineage: Eukaryota; Viridiplantae; Streptophyta; Magnoliopsida; Poales; Poaceae. The record is from RefSeq and is a predicted model, not a curated record. Gene Ontology annotation, cellular component: endoplasmic reticulum lumen. Gene Ontology annotation, biological process: endoplasmic reticulum unfolded protein response; retrograde protein transport, ER to cytosol; ERAD pathway.